This is a messenger RNA of Pteronotus mesoamericanus, 5140 nucleotides long. RefSeq names its product small integral membrane protein 13 (gene SMIM13). Bases 896 to 1159 code for a protein of 87 amino acids. The transcript has 2 exons. NCBI's taxonomy places the organism in Eukaryota, Metazoa, Chordata, Mammalia, Chiroptera, Mormoopidae. The record is from RefSeq and is a predicted model, not a curated record.
UCUUUCCUCUCCGUGCUUCGUCAUUCAUGGUUUUAAACAAGCGCCUUUGUACGUGGAAUAAUGGUUGAAAUCAGUCUGGCGCUUUGGCACAGCCAAUUGAGGGGGUUCUGAGAACACAAAACUCCCAGUCGGUAGACAGUGCUUGUGGCUUGAGAAACACCAAAGACAGAGAGGGAACGAGCGAGGGAGAAGCAAAGCAACUGGGAGGUGGCGCAUUCUGGGAGUUGUAGUUCCUAUAGCUCAGUAUUCCCAAACCUCCACGGGACUCUGGACUUCAUUUCCCAGCCGCCUCUGCGCCGCGGAGGCGGCAAGGGGUGGGGACUCUCGAUGAGGGGUUGCGGCAGGGGGAGGGGGCCUGUGACUUGGGAGCAGCUGUAGCGGCUGCCAGGAGACGUUAUCUGCCGUUCUUGAGGGCCGAGGGAACCCUCGGGGCGCGCCGCCGCGACGGCCGUGUGAUCGCCGCGCGUGCCUGUGCUUGCCCUCUCUCCAGUCCACAGGCUCGUGGUGUCCGCCAUGGAAACGCAUCCGGCCGCCGUCGGGAUCUUCGGGCGCCGUGUCCCCGGCUCCCGGGAGCGAUGAGUGGAUAGGGGCUCGCCGCAGCACGCCUUCAACCGUGCUCCGCCGACCUGGGCAAGAAGGGUCGGUCGGGCGGUUGGCUGUGGUGUCUGCCCCGCGCCGCCCCGCCCCCUGGGGGCGCUGCCUGCCCCUCGCCUCGCCGCCCCGCCCCCUGGGGGCGCUGCCGAGGGGCGCCCACCUCCCAUGCCGCCGGGGAGCAGUGCCCCGCUUGGUGCUCGCCGCUGAAGCCCGGGACCCGCCCGCCGGCCCGCCCGCGCCCGUCGCCGCGCUGCUCUGAGCGGGCCGCCCCCUCACCGCGCCCCCCCUACCCCCGCCCAAGAUGUGGCACAACGUUGGGCUGACCCUGUUGGUGUUCGUGGCCACGCUGCUGAUCGUCCUGCUGCUGAUGGUGUGCGGUUGGUAUUUUGUAUGGCACCUUUUUUUAUCGAAAUUCAAGUUUCUGCGGGAACUGGUGGGAGACACAGGAUCCCAGGAGGGAGAUCAUGAGCCUUCAGGAUCUGAAACAGAAGAGGAUGCUUCAUUGUCUUCACACAGGAUCAGAUCUGCUCGCCAAAGGAGGGCACCUGCUGAUGAAGGCCACUGACCCCAACCAUCAUUCCGUCUUAGUGAAUGAUGGAGCCUCUGUCUUUAAUGACUUAGCUUUGCAAUUGCUAAAAUACUGAAGAACAUUUGUGCUUGGAUUGCAAGUCCAAUUAAAAAAGAAGAGAUUUACAUGUAAGCCAUAUGAAAAUAAAGGGAAUUAAAACCAAAUUGGACUGUUGCAAAUUUCAUCUUAAAGAUUAUCUUUUGCUUUACUAGCUUUUACUUAUAUACAAUGGCUCUUGGGUUUAUUGUUGGGUUUUUUUGGUGUGCUUUUUUUUGCACUUGUCUGAACCUGUUAAACAUUGCUGGUUUGAAAACUAUAUUUUAUUAGUUCUAUAAUGUAGUUUCUCCCACACACACACUUGUCUGAAAUUGGGACGCAACUCACCAUUACUGUCAACCAGGCAAUAGUUGAUGUAAUUAUCUUGUGCGUGUGUGAACUUACAGCUUGUCAUAGCAUCAUCACUCUAUUGUUGGUAUCAAAUGUGUCCGAUUUAAAUGGCAUUUUAAAAUGUCUUCUAAAGAUUACGCUUUGAUUCAGCACUGAAAUGAAAAGUUAUUGUGUAUGCAAAAAAGCAUGGAAACAGAGCAGCGGAACAAAUAUCUGUUGUUGGAGGAAUGACUGCAAUUCCAUAUUUUAUUGAAAAGCAACAAAAUGCUUUUAACAGGCCCUAAGAAGGGAAGAUAUCCUCAAGUAGAUAAAGCUGUACUACAUUUUGUCACUGAGACACAUGCAAAAGGAUUGCCUGUCACGCGCUAAGUGAUGCAGUUGAAGGUGGGAGAAAUUGCCAAAACCCUUGAAACAGAUGAAACAGUUCAAAGCAGUGAGAUGCUGGUGUGAUCAAUCCAUGCGUUAAGCAGGACUCAUUCAGGUGUCAAAACACUGUUUUGUCCAAAGGUUCCUUCUGACAAGCAGAAGACAGUGGUAGAGCACUCCUUCAAGAAAUGGUGCAUAGCUGGUGCUCCUGAUGAUGCCAGGGGUGCUCUUGUGAGGAGGAAUGCAGGUGUCAAUGCCUGAUUUAAGAAGUGACUCAGAAGAGUUGGGCCUCAGGACAGGAAGUUAGAGUUACAACUUAACCAGUUUAUUUUGUAACACUAUGUAUGCACAAGACUGAUGUGGUGAGAAACUCUGUUUCAAUAAAUAUUAAUGUUCUAUUAUACAUGAUAUGGAAACAUUAUAUCAUAGUUUAAUUGCCUGUGUUUUUUUCUUAGUGAUACAUAUGGUGCCUCUUACAAGUGAUGGGAUCUAAAUUAAAAAGUAGCUUGUAAAUUUAUUUUUUCCUAAGAUACCAAUUAUUGCUAACUUAAUUCUGAUGCUUAAAAUGUUGUUAAAAUAGUUAUCCUUUAUGAGACACUUUUUUUUUUUGGCAACCUAUUCAAGACUUUAGAGUAGUAACUGAGGAAUCUAAGAACUGUCUUUUACAGUAGGAAGAGUAGGAUUAGUUACUCCUUUUGUAUGGGAAGACUUCAUACUCAAGGCACGUGUUGUGGAGAAAAAUACUUCUUCACAAGCUGCAAUUCAGUGACAAGAUCUCAGAGAAAUCGGGUAUUUGAAAAAAAAAAAGAGUGGGUGAAAAUGCCUACUUCACUGUAAAAUGACUCUUGCCAGGUUCGCAUGUUUGUCUUCACUGAACUUUGGACUGUGUGUUUACUGGAGAAGAGAUAAGGAUUAAAGAACCUUCCUGUUUAGUGUUACCGGCUUUGUACGAGUGAAUUGCAAAGCCAACUUAUUUUAUUCAUUCAGGUUCUUUUUUUAUGUUUUUAAACUUUGUUUCUAAAGAACUAGUAAUCACAGAAUAUCACCUUUACUAGGGUGUGUAAUUGUGUUUGGUACCUCAUACUUCAUGGUGAUAGUUUCAUUAAUUAACAACGCACUUGCUCUGCUCCAAGUGGUACUCCUGAUGCACACUUCUACUGUCAUUGUAGUCCUUUGUGUAUACAAAAAGGGACUUUACACAGCAUCAUUUCCUUAUUGGAUGCAAUUUUCUAUUUCUGUGUGACUGCAGGGAUUAAAAAACAGUGACACAAGUUUCAAGCAUUAAUUUUAGUGCUUCCUACUAGCUAAAUACUACAUUAAAAUGAUCAUCAUUUAGGGAGGAAAAAGCCUAAAAAGCUUCUUGGUACUGGGAGAAUUAAAUAAGAUCUUUCACUGUCUGGUAUUUUGAACUGUGGAUUCUGCUUUAUAAUGGAUAUCUUAGGUUUAGAUAAUAAUAGUUGCUGACAAACUGGUAGCUGGAGAGCUUCCAUGCUGUAUCAGUAUUAAAGAAUAAUGGGAGAUGUAACCCCCCCUGAAACCUGUAAGCACCAUCCACAAAUUAAACAAAUCCAUCCAUGUAAAGGUGUAUGUGUUGAUAUUAUUUAUUAAUAUUUAUGCUUCAAGGAUGUCUUUUUAAAAGGAAUUUUAAAAAAUUUUCUGCUUAUUUGGGAAACAUACUCAAGAGCAUAUUAAUAACUCAUAUCUUACCAUGCUUUAACUCAGGAGAGUUAAAAGAAAUCAUUGAUGCCAAUAUGAAAAUUCUACAAACUUUCCUUUGCUUAAAACUUUUCUUACUCUGUACCCCUCUUCUCCCAAGAUGCUCACUAUAGUACAUAUUUCAAAGGCAAGAGAAAUAGUUGCUAACACAGAAUUAUUUGUGUGGUAUAGUGUUUCUGGGUUUUUUUCUGGUUUUUUUUCCCCCCUGUUUUAGAGCUUUUGUAACUGGACUUAGCAGAACUUCCUAAGAGCAUUUUCAGUUUCUCAGUAGGAGAUGGACUAGCCUGUGGUUAACUUUAAAGUUUAGAAGGUUCUGAACAUUAAAAAAGCAUACAAGUAUGAGUCUUGUCUAAAUGCUCAUUAACAAUGACAAGUGGAUGUUGAUCAAGUAUGCCAUUUUUGAGGAGUAAUUCUAAAAUUGAGGACUGGUAGGUUGUUUCAUUUCCUUCCCAACUAACCAUUCUCAAGUCUUUCUCUUUGCCUCUGAACUUUUGUGAAAAUUGCCAGUAUCAAAUGUACUGGUAGCAUUGCUUUGAUUUCAAUGCCAAAAAACCCCACUAAACAUUUGUGUAGUGCUGUUAAAUGAGGUUUUUAAUAUUUACAUCAAGUUAAAAAUAGAAUUCAUCCAGUGGAUUUUGUAGUAUUGUUUCCAUGGUGGAAACAUAAAUAUGUUAUUUGGUGGAUAGCCAAUUCACACGUGUGCUGAUCCUUUUCUUUAACUAUUGUUAGGUUUAAAAACAGCUUCAAACUGUUAUUUUGUUGCAAGUUAAGAAUAUAUUAAAUAAUGGUUUCACAAAUACGGCAUUUUAAACCAAAAUGUGUUAAAUGAUCUGAAAGUAGUGCUUUUUUAUUUUUAGGGCAACAUUUUUUGAAAUUAUUUUAAGUCAACGAUGCAGUAUUUUUUUGAAGUCAGUUUUUCUGAAAAGUUAUGUUUUAAUGUAAUGGGUAACCAAUGUAACUUUAGAUUUUAACUGAUACUUUUAUAUUUGAAGUUGACUUUAAAAAGCCAUGAACAGUUAAGUACUCAAAGGUUACAGACUCAAGCAGCUAAUGGAAUAGUAUUUUGUUGUGGUGUCUAGAAUUAAAACACCUUGUAUUAUCUGCAUCUGAAGUAUUUUUUAGCUUUUAACUUAAAGCAUAAAGAGUAACAUUUUAUCUUAAUGCAAGUUACAUCUUCCAUUUGUUAAUGUAUACUGCCUAUUGUAUGACCAAUGUUUAACAUUACCCUCCAAGUUAGUUCUAUGCAUAACCACUCACCAAAUACUGCUGCUGUGGUUUCUAAAGGAAACAUUCUGUGCUGUGCUAUGAUGCAUUGUCAUCUUGCUGCUUGACAAAUAGGUUUAUAAGGAAUUAAAAUUGUGUAUGUUAAUAGUAUCUUUGUAUAGUAAGAUGUAAAAGUAGAGAUGAGGAAUGUGUGUAAGUAAUCAUUGUUUUUGUUUUCAAACUGGUCAAUACUAUAUCUAAAUGUUCUGUGGUUUGUUUAUAUGAUGUUUUAACUUUUACUUUAAA